AGUGCUCGAAUCGUCACAACUACAAAUGGCGACCGCUUUAGGAACCGUCGGUUGGGAAGACCUUCGUAAGCAGGCAAGACACGUAGAAAAUGAGAUCGAUGCAAAAUUGGUAGCUUUUAGUAAGUUAGGAGUAAAUACAGCAACCAGUCAUGCCAGUGCAGACACAGUUCCUUUAUUGGACGAAGAACAUGUUUUUGAAAACAUGGCCUCGGAGAUUGAAACUCUUCUCGCCAAAUUAAUCUCAAUUAAUGAAAGAAUGAGUGAAAUUCAACCAAAUGGAGCUGCGAUGUUACAUACCAUGCAGCGUCACAAGGAUAUCUUAAAAGAUUACAAACUUGAGUUCAGCAAAAUACGAAAUAACUUUGUGGCAAGAAAAGACCGUGAAGAUCUCUUGGGUGACGUCCGCAAAGAAAUUGAUAGCUACAAAACUGGAGGAUUGAAUCGUAGAGACAUGUAUCUGAAAGAAAGUCAACAUAUUCACAACUCCGAUCGAUUGAUAAACGAUCAGAUUAGUAUAGCAAUGGAAACUCGAGACCAUUUGAUGUCACAGCGCCAAACCUUCAAACGUAUUCAGACAAGAUUCAACGACAUUUCCAAUCGCUUCCCCGCAGUGAACAGUUUAGUUCAAAGGAUAAAUUUACGCAAGAGAAGAGACUCAAUAAUUCUUGGUCUCAUAAUUGGAUUUUGCACAUUUUUGAUGCUUCUCUACACUUUCCACUAAACUCCCUCUAACCAAAGUAACUUCAAACAUUUUUUUUCUUACAAAAGCGGGCUAUGAAUGCUAUUCGGCAAUGCAGUAAACUCGUUUUCAUUGUUUGAAAAUUUCAAUUUAAUUUUAGAUUCGAUAGAAAGAAAUAUAAAAUAUAAAAAUGGACGUUUAUUGUGGCGUCGAGAAUGCAAGACUGCAGGAUGAAAAUGCGGAAUUCGAUUGUACAGAUUUUUUUACUCUCUGUAGAUAUAACGUGGAUCAAAUAACUUCGUAAUGUAUGCGCGAUCCACGGUUGUUGAAUUAUUACAAUAAAACCGAAACAGACUAAAAAAAAA
Molecule: messenger RNA, 1044 nt
Organism: Belonocnema kinseyi
Lineage: Eukaryota; Metazoa; Arthropoda; Insecta; Hymenoptera; Cynipidae
Gene: Gos28
Product: Golgi SNAP receptor complex member 1
Exons: 5
Coding region: 26-721 (231 amino acids)
Biological process (GO): vesicle fusion; endoplasmic reticulum to Golgi vesicle-mediated transport
Cellular component (GO): cis-Golgi network; Golgi medial cisterna; Golgi membrane
Molecular function (GO): SNAP receptor activity
Source: RefSeq, a predicted model, not a curated record